AUGGAAGCUGUGGAGCUCUAUACCUUUGGAGUUCUUGCAAAAGACACAAAGGACAUGGGCUUAGCCGUUUCAUGGGUUGAGAAAGCUGCAUUGCCUGAGGAAACACGACAGGGACUUUUGAGAAGACUGCAUUCUUUACUUUCUCUCAAAUCAGCAAACGUUCCAGAGGCUACUUCUUUUGAGGAGAAUUCUUCUUAUGAUGUAGUGAAUAACAACAAGUCUUUGGCUAAUGACGAGGUUGAUUAUGUCUUGAAACUCUCUAAGCAACAUGAACCUUGGUCGUCACGUCCUCUAAGCCUAAGGCUUGGUAACACCCGGUUUAGCAUCUCCAGGGGGAAAGUUGCCUUAGGCCUUGUUUAG
This is a messenger RNA of Brassica napus (rape), 360 nucleotides long. RefSeq names its product protein APEM9-like. The transcript has 2 exons. The record is from RefSeq and is a predicted model, not a curated record. NCBI's taxonomy places the organism in Eukaryota, Viridiplantae, Streptophyta, Magnoliopsida, Brassicales, Brassicaceae. Bases 1 to 360 code for a protein of 119 amino acids. Gene Ontology annotation, biological process: peroxisomal membrane transport.